Molecule: messenger RNA, 532 nt
Organism: Wyeomyia smithii (pitcher-plant mosquito)
Lineage: Eukaryota; Metazoa; Arthropoda; Insecta; Diptera; Culicidae
Product: LYR motif-containing protein 2
Exons: 2
Coding region: 110-379 (89 amino acids)
Cellular component (GO): mitochondrion
Source: RefSeq, a predicted model, not a curated record
CUUUCUGUUUAUAUCCGCACCGCAGUCUUCAUAAAAUUAAGUGAUAACAAAUUUAUUUCGAUACACAGUUAUUAAAUUGAUUAAAUUAAGUAAAACAGCUACAUACAAAAUGUCUAAAUUACCAAAAUCAGCACUCAGCUUGAAACAGUUUAUGCUACGACAAGAAGUACUUAAAUUGUACCGAACGAUCUUUCGCACAAUCCGACUGGUUCCGGAUGCAUCCAGCAGGCAAGAGCUCCGAGAGUGGGCAAGGUCCGAUUUUCGAGCUAACAAGCAUCAAACAGAGGAGAUUGCUAUUAAAAUGCUUAUACAACACGGUAACCGUUCACUGAAGGAACUGCAAACAAGCUUAGACCUCAGCGGAAGUUCGAAAACGUAACAUGACCUUCGGCCUUCGGAUGCAAGCAUGAUCACGUGUCUUUGUGUUCUUAGCUUAUUAGUAAGCUUUGUUCGUUCAGUUUUUUUGUCGGAAGCGAUCAAAUCGAUUAGAUAUUUUUAGAUAAAUUAUAAAUAAAUCAGUCAUUACCUUUAA